Messenger RNA from Panicum hallii, 932 nucleotides. Its product is annotated as glycine-rich RNA-binding protein 4, mitochondrial-like. The transcript has 5 exons. Gene Ontology annotation, molecular function: RNA binding. The record is from RefSeq and is a predicted model, not a curated record. Lineage: Eukaryota; Viridiplantae; Streptophyta; Magnoliopsida; Poales; Poaceae. Bases 175 to 654 code for a protein of 159 amino acids.
CGAGCCGGAGCUUGGCAAAAUCCUCGAGAGGCAAAGCCCAACAAAACCCUAGCCGCCUUCCCCUCCUUUCUUAAACCCCAAGCCGUGCCUCCAUCGCUUCCACUCUUCCCCCAUUCCACCACCUCUCCUGGUCUGGUCGCCUCGUCCCAUCCCAGUCUUCAGGUUUAGUGUUCAAUGGCAGCCUUCAACAAGCUUGGCAGCCUUCUAAGGCACAGUACUCUGACAAGUGGUGCCCCUGCCAGCUCGUCUCCUGCUUUGUUCAAUGCUGCUCGGCUAAUGUCCACCAAGCUUUUCGUUGGUGGUCUUUCCUGGGGUACUGAUGAGCAGACUUUGAGACAAGCAUUUAGCAGCUUCGGAGAGGUUACCGAAGCAAGGAUCAUCACAGACAGGGAAACUGGAAGGUCAAGAGGCUUUGGCUUCGUGAAUUUCAGCAACAGUGAUGAUGCCAAGGCGGCUGUGAGCCAAAUGGAUGGUCAGGAACUUGAAGGGCGGAGUGUCCGUGUGAACUUCGCUAAUGAAAGGCCUGCAGGGAACCGUGGUGGUGGUGGUGGCUUUGGCGGGGGUGGCUAUGGUAGCGGCGGAGGCGGCUAUGGCGGCAGCUAUGGUGGUGGCAACCAAAGCUAUAGUUCUGGAGGGGGCCAGGAUGCCUUUUAAAAGUGCGUUGACUAUAAAAAUAUAUUUGAAAUAAUGGCUUUAGGACCUGAUGUGCGGCUUAUGUGAAGCCUUAAUGAUGCUUUACUAGUUUGUGUUCUGAAGUUGAGUCGUUGAAUUAGUGCAUUCAGGUGCUACCGAAUUUUGCUGGCGGGUGGUUUGAAGAGUGCAAAGUGGCAUGUAUCUCAUAAGAAGAACAUGGCAAAGUUUAGAGCACAUUACUUUAGAUCCCUAUCUAUUGCAAUGUGUACAGAAGUAUCACUUGGGCCUUGUUUAGAUCC